Messenger RNA from Magallana angulata, 3085 nucleotides. RefSeq names its product eukaryotic translation initiation factor 2-alpha kinase 1-like. The coding region runs from base 305 to 2389 and encodes 694 amino acids. The record is from RefSeq and is a predicted model, not a curated record. Lineage: Eukaryota; Metazoa; Mollusca; Bivalvia; Ostreida; Ostreidae. The transcript has 17 exons. Gene Ontology annotation, biological process: protein phosphorylation. Gene Ontology annotation, molecular function: protein kinase activity; ATP binding.
AAAUUUUGACAUUCCGAAUAUUCUCGAUGGGUAACCGUCGCAGGAAGUCAACCGACAACUGUAAACUAAAUCGAAUUGGGUUUCAACGUACUUUCAUACGUUCAGAAAUCAAACCAUAACAAGAAAUUAAUAGUUAAACAAGUAUGGCACUGAUUCAGGCAGCAUUGGGAGCAUGGGAGACCCUGAAAAGAUUUGAAGACCAAACUAUGUUUGCUAAAAAAUCUAAGCGUCUGACCACUUAAUUUACCUCUUAGCUGAUCUUGGUUAGAUUACAAAUUGACAGAAACUUUUCUUUGUGUAAAAAAUGGAAAAAAUGAAAAAUAAAAGGAGCCCACCCAGCCGUCCACGUCUACCAACACAAAGCAUGUUCAAACUCAGAAAUGGGACAUCCCACUCAAGUCUCAGAAUCGGUGAAUAUGAUCAAGAGCCAGACUCCUUGCAUUCAGAAAGAGACAUAUCAAGUGAGGACUCUCCUCCAGAGAAACCGGUCAACGGGAAACACACCAGCAUACUCCCCAGUCAGGUCCCCUCCCAUCUCCUCAUGAUCUCCAUUCUGGAACACUUGUGUCAAAUGUAUGCCCAGGAUGCUGAACAAGGGAAGAAACUCUUCCAAGCAAUAACAGAGCAGCUCGUCAAGCACCACUAUGUGGCGCCCCCUACUGUGUUGGAUGAGAUGAAGAAUAUCAGGUCCCAAUACCGCUUCUUCAUGAACAACAUGAUGAAGGCAGCCAUGUUGAAGAUAUCACAGACCCCAGCGCUGCCAAGUAGCGGAAGUACAUGUAGUUUACCAGGGUUGCGCCAUCAGAUUUCCUUUGUGUCUGCCGAUGAAAUGCUCCAAAUGCAGACUUCAAGGUACAACUCAGAAUUCACAGAAAUCUGCAAAAUUGGCAAAGGAGGCUUUGGAGCAGUAUAUAAGGCAAGGCACAAUCUGGAUGGAAGGAUGUAUGCAAUCAAGAAAAUCAAGUUCAGACAUUCCAAACCUGAAGUCUGGAUGAGGGUUCUGAGAGAGGUGAAAGCAUUAGCAUCUUUACAACAUGGAAACAUAGUUGGAUACAAUGCAGCCUGGCUAGAAUAUGCAACAAACUUUGGUGCCGAGUGUGGUGACAGAACCCCAUCCUCUGGAGCAGAUCUAAGCUUCCAACCCAAGAGUAAAGAUACAGACGACAGUGUAGUGUUUGCUUCUAUGGACACAGGUGAAGGAAUAAACUUAGUUGUACAAAACAGUGUGUCCGUCUCCACCUCUUAUAAUCCUUCAUUUCGGGGUCUCCACGUGGAGGAACUAGACGCUAGUGAGUCGGAGGGCGUCUGUAAGGCGUGUCUCCUGGAUGAGAGGAGUCAGGAGGAGGAGGGCGGUCCCCCAACUGGGCUUGUGAAGAAGCCCCCCAAACACAGCUGUGCCAAAAAAUUCUUUGAUACUGAAUUUACAGGGACGUACUCUUCCCUGCAAGCGACAGGGACUGUUGAUAGGGGGCGGGCCUGGGAGGUGGUCGAUACUAAUGGAGUGUUCUGGAAUAGGCAGCUCAGAGUGAAGAGGAGUAUCAGUUACGACCAUAUGCCCUUUCCUGUUGAGAAAGAUGAGAAAAAUGAAAACUUUGAUUUCAGUGUAAGUUUAUACAUUCAAAUGGAACUAUGUAGUCUUACACUUAAAGACUGGCUGCAGCAGCGAAAUCAGAAGUGUACGGAUCAGAAAGAUCUGGAAGAUUACUCAAUAUACAACAUGAAGAUAUUUAAGCAGAUUUUGAAGGGUGUAUAUUUUAUCCAUAGCAACGGGCUUAUUCACAGAGAUCUAAAGCCAAGAAACAUCUUCUUGCAUGAGCCAGAGCUGCGUGUGAAGAUAGGCGACUUUGGACUAGCCAAGGAUGAUCUAGUCAAAGAAUCAGACGACAUUCUACUCACUCCCUCUCCUGUUGAUUUAUAUGAUGAGUUUGUGUGGGAGAAGCACACAUCGGGAGUCGGGACCUCAACCUACGCUGCACCGGAACAGCUGGAGGGCACUCUGUACAACUACAAGAGUGAUGUGUAUAGUCUGGGUGUUAUAUUGUUUGAAAUGUUCCACACAUUUCAAACAGAAAUGGAAAAGUUUCACUGUAUGGACAAGCUCCGGAAGAAUAAGGAACUAGACCAGGAGUUCCUGCAGAAUUGGUCACUUCAUGCUGACUUUGUGAGGAGAAUGACAUCCACCCUCCCUGGGGAGAGGCCGUCCGUGAGGGAGAUCUUAGACAGCGAGUUGGUCCUCACCAAAGACCAGAUUAUUCAGAAUCUCAGAAAAACUCAUGAAGAUAAAGAUGAUGAAAUUCAAAGACUCAAAGCAGAGAUUGAAGAACGAGACAGACAAUUAAACAAAAUUCGAAAUAAAUUAGGAAAUGUGCCAAAUCUGUGCGACAGAUGAUUUAGGAAGUGGAUUUUAGGUGUUUUCACUACAUGUUUUUUUGUAAUAUACAGUAUGCAGCUCAAUCUAUCACCAAUAGUCACUGUCAUCAGUUUUUAAAUAUCUGUAGGAGAAUUUUGAUUUACAAUAUCUAAGUUUUUUGUUACAUUCUCCUAAAAAAUAACAUGCUGGAUAUCUUUUAUUCUUAAUUUCUGUCAACAAUAUGACAGAUUUAGCUCCCCUGUUACUAGGUAUUCAGGAAUAAAAAACAAAUUAAUAAAGUCAUACCGGUUUACCUAUGCAAAAAUCUGGAUCACCUUCUGAAAAGUCAAAUCUAUGAAAAAAAAACCUCGAAUUUUUAAUUAUACUUACUGGUAAUCUUGGAAGUGAAACAUUAAAUCAAGCAAAUCUUUUCCAUCAUGUGUCUCGGGAAUCAUUCAUUAUCAUUGACAAUAUUGUCUGCACCAUUCAUUCAAUGAUAUGUAUCUAUUCGGGUACAUGACAGUGACUCUCAAGCCAAUGUAAAUAUAUGCCUAUUAUGCACUUGCCAUGGUAUGUACAUGUGUUUGCUGUGUUUCCCUGAUAGUUGAUGUGAAUUUCUUUUAAUUCAAAGUUUGAAUGUUAUGUAUAUACAAAUAUUGCUGUUUAUUUUAUUUACCUGUUGAACAUUUUAAAAAGUUGGUUUUUGAAAUAAAUUUGAGUUUUUAUUUCCACAUA